Ilex paraguariensis (yerba mate) is the source of this 1838-nucleotide messenger RNA. The record is from the annotation of a GenBank genome assembly. NCBI's taxonomy places the organism in Eukaryota, Viridiplantae, Streptophyta, Magnoliopsida, Aquifoliales, Aquifoliaceae.
AUGGAGUUAUCUUUAUCAGCUUCGAAAUUGCGGGAUCGUGACAUCAUUUCUAAGAGUGAUCCUAUGGCAGUAGUAUAUAUGAAGAAAAGGGAUGGAACUCUUGAGGAACUUGGUCGCACAGAAGUGAUGAUGAACAAUUUGGAUCCUGCUUGGAUUCAGAAAAUUAAUGUUGCUUAUCAGUUUGAGAUUGUUCAGCCAUUGGUCUUUCAUGUGUACGAUGUAGACACAAGUUAUCACAACUUACCUGUGAAGAUGCUUAAGUUGAAGGAUCAAGAAUUUCUUGGUGAAGCUAAUUGUGUUUUGUCAGAGAUUGUGACUAAACAAAGUCAGAGUUUGAUCUUAACUCUCCACAAUAGAAAAGGGCAUGGUUUGAAAAACUUAGGGACACUUACUGUCCAUGCAGAGGAAACUGUUUCUUCAAGGAGUGCUGUUGAGAUGAAAUUUCGUUGUUCCCACUUGGAAAACAAGGAUCUAUUUUCCAAGAGUGAUCCUUUCUUGAGAAUCUCUAGGAUAAUUGAGAGUGGAGGUUUUGUUCCAAUUUGCAAAACAGAAGUCGUGAACAACAACUUGAAUCCAAUUUGGAGGCCACUAUGUCUAACGAUGCAGCAAUUUGGGAGCAAGGACAAUCCAUUAGUUAUCGAGUGUUUUGACUUCAACAGCAGCGGCAAUCAUGCACUUAUAGGCAAAUUACAGAAGUCAGUGGCGGAUCUAGAACUACUUCACAAAGAUAAAGUUGGUGCAAAUUUUAUCAUUCCAUCUUCUGGUCACCGAGGUCAUGAGAAGGUUCUAAAGGGUCAACUUUUUGUGGAGGGCUUUGUUGAGAAGCAACUAUACAGUUUUGUUGACUACAUUUCUAGUGGAUUUGAACUCAACUUCAUGGUUGCUGUUGAUUUUACUGCUUCAAAUGGAAACCCCCGAAGUUCAAAUUCUUUGCACUACAUAGAUCCUUCAGGCCGGUUGAAUGCUUACCAGCAGGCCAUAAUGGAGGUUGGGGAAGUCAUCCAAUUCUAUGAUUCUGAUAGGCGCUUUCCUGCUUGGGGCUUUGGUGGAAGGACACACCACGGCAUAUCUCAUUGUUUCAACUUGAAUGGAAGUCCAACUGGCUUUGAGGUUGAAGGAGUAGAUGGCAUCAUGACUGCCUAUGCAAGUGCUUUACACAAUGUUACUCUUGCUGGUCCCACUUUAUUUGGUCAAGUGAUUAACAAGGCUGCAGAAAUAGCUAGCCAGUCCCUUUCUUCCAGCCACACCAAGUAUUUUGUGCUGCUGAUUAUAACGGAUGGAGUUGUCUCUGAUCUUCAAGAAACCAAGGAUGCUUUGGUGAGGGCAUCUGAUCUACCCCUUUCAAUUCUUAUUGUUGGUGUGGGAGGUGCAGAUUUUAAGGAGAUGGAGAUCCUUGAUGCUGAUAAUGGAAAUCGUUUGGAGAGCACUACAGGAAGGAUAGCUACCCGUGAUAUUGUACAAUUUGUACCAAUGCGCGAAAUGCGUGGUGGGCAGAUCUCCGUCGUUCAGUCUCUUUUGGAAGAGCUGCCUGGGCAGUUUCUGAAUUAUAUGCGGAGUAGAGAUAUCAAGCCUCAUGCUAUCAAUGUAGCCCAAACUUCUGCUCAAGAACAUCCACAUCGGGUUUGAAUCACCGACAGUUUCCAACAUUGUACAGGCACAAAGAUGAUUAGCUAUUGUACAUUCUCUAGAUCUAGAAAUUCUUUGGUUUAUGGAAUUGUGCAGUGAUUCUUUCAUGUAUAGUGCUGUAUAGUGAUUCUUACCGAAUGUCUCUUGGGAGAAGAUGGGGGAUGAUGGAUUUGGUACAUAAAGAAAAACAUAUGCAAAUGCUGUUCCAAUUG